Molecule: messenger RNA, 513 nt
Organism: Clunio marinus
Lineage: Eukaryota; Metazoa; Arthropoda; Insecta; Diptera; Chironomidae
Source: the annotation of a GenBank genome assembly
AUGAAUUUGCUAGAUGAUGAUACAAAGAGCCUUAAAAUAAAGAAUUCAUUCAGCUUAUUUAAUAAGCAGUUUCAAGUUCAAGACUCGCCCGUUGAACACAAACAUUUACAUUCAAAAACAACCGUCGAAAAGGCAGCAACAAUAAUUGUUCUUGGAUAUCUCUCACUCAAAACAGUUCAAGGUGAAAUCGAAUCUCUCAUUGAGACUGCAUGUACUUUAAAAUCCAUUUUUUUGCCUUCAUUGAAAUGUGAUGAAACAACUUUCAGUCUGAGAAUUUCUUUCUCUAUACCAGAAAUCGUUCACAAUAGAGUGGAUUGUGGAAUAUUAAUGUUUGAAAUAUUCUUGUCGUUCGCUUAUUACCUACGAGAAGACAAGCAAAAAGACAUCCUCGAGAAACAGGAGCGUCAUGUUAUGAAGGAACCGAACCAGUUUGACGAUAUCUAUAAAAGUGCCAGCAGUUACUACCUUGAAACGCCACAAUCAACUGCGAUAAGCAAAUUAUUUGUUCACUGA